AUGCCUUUUAAAGCAUUUGAUACCUUCAAAGAAAAAAUUCUGAAACCUGGAAAAGAAGGAGUGAAGAACGCCGUCGGAGAUUCAUUGGGGAUUUUACAAAGAAAAAUCGAUGGGACCAACGAGGAAGAAGAUAACACUGAGUUGAAUGAAGAAGGAAGGCCAGUGCGGACUUCCAGGCGGACGUCCCCGCUCUGCAACUGCCACUGCUGUGGCCUCCCCAAGCGUUACAUCAUUGCCAUCAUGAGUGGGCUGGGAUUCUGCAUUUCCUUUGGGAUUCGGUGCAAUCUAGGAGUAGCCAUUGUGGAAAUGGUCAACAACAGCACUGUCUAUGUCGACGGAAAACCAGAAAUUCAGACAGCACAAUUUAACUGGGAUCCAGAGACAGUGGGCCUUAUCCAUGGAUCUUUCUUCUGGGGUUAUAUUGUGACACAAAUUCCAGGUGGUUUCAUUUCAAAUAAGUUUGCUGCUAACAGGGUCUUUGGAGCCGCCAUCUUCUUAACAUCAACCUUGAACAUGUUCAUCCCUUCAGCGGCCAGAGUGCAUUAUGGCUGUGUCAUGUGUGUCAGAAUCUUGCAAGGUCUAGUGGAGGGUGUGACCUACCCAGCCUGCCAUGGGAUGUGGAGUAAGUGGGCACCACCUUUGGAGAGAAGCCGACUGGCUACAACCUCUUUUUGUGGUUCCUAUGCAGGGGCAGUGAUUGCCAUGCCUCUGGCUGGGGUGUUGGUUCAGUACAUUGGAUGGGCCUCUGUCUUUUAUAUUUAUGGCAUGUUUGGGAUUAUUUGGUACACAUUUUGGCUAUUGCAGGCCUAUGAGUGUCCAGCUGCUCACCCAACCAUAUCCAGUGAGGAGAGGACCUACAUAGAGACAAGUAUAGGAGAAGGAGCCAACGUGGUUAGCCUCAGUAAAUUUAACACCCCAUGGAAAAGAUUUUUCACAUCAUUGCCUGUUUAUGCAAUCAUUGUGGCAAAUUUUUGCAGAAGCUGGACUUUUUAUUUGCUGUUAAUAAGUCAGCCUGCUUACUUCGAAGAGGUCUUUGGAUUUGCAAUAAGUAAGGUGGGUCUCCUGUCAGCAGUUCCCCACAUGGUUAUGACCAUCAUUGUGCCUAUUGGAGGACAAUUGGCUGAUUAUUUGAGAAGCAGGAAAAUUUUGACCACAACGGCUGUCAGAAAAAUCAUGAACUGUGGAGGUUUCGGCAUGGAGGCAACCUUGCUCCUGGUGGUUGGCUUUUCCCACACCAAAGGGGUGGCCAUCUCCUUUCUGGUGCUUGCUGUAGGAUUUAGCGGCUUUGCUAUUUCAGGUUUUAACGUCAACCACCUGGACAUUGCCCCCCGCUAUGCCAGCAUUCUCAUGGGGAUCUCAAAUGGAGUGGGGACCCUCUCUGGAAUGGUCUGUCCCCUCAUUGUUGGUGCAAUGACCAAGCACAAGACCCGUGAGGAAUGGCAGAAUGUGUUUCUUAUAGCUGCUCUGGUGCACUACAGUGGUGUGAUCUUCUAUGGAGUCUUUGCUUCAGGGGAGAAACAGGAGUGGGCUGACCCUGAGAAUCUCUCUGAGGAGAAGUGUGGGAUCAUUGACCAAGAUGAAUUAGCCGAGGAGACAGAACUCAACCAUGAGAGUUUUGCAAGUCCCAAAAAGAAGAUGUCUUAUGGUGCCACCACCCAGAAUUGUGAAGUCCAGAAGAAAUGGAGAGGACAGAGGGGAGUGACCCUUGAUGAAGAAGAGCUGACAUCCUACCAGAAUGAAGAGAGAAACUUCUCAGAUUCAGCCUAA
Molecule: messenger RNA, 1767 nt
Organism: Enhydra lutris kenyoni (northern sea otter)
Lineage: Eukaryota; Metazoa; Chordata; Mammalia; Carnivora; Mustelidae
Product: solute carrier family 17 member 8
Exons: 12
Coding region: 1-1767 (588 amino acids)
Biological process (GO): transmembrane transport; monoatomic anion transport; synaptic transmission, glutamatergic
Cellular component (GO): synaptic vesicle membrane; excitatory synapse
Molecular function (GO): L-glutamate transmembrane transporter activity; neurotransmitter transmembrane transporter activity
Source: RefSeq, a predicted model, not a curated record